UGUAUAAAAUUUCUUGUAAAGAUUGCGACUCUUCUUAUGUUGGCCAAACGGGUGGAAAACUUAAAACAAGACUUGCGGAACAUUGCAAUGACCAUUAACAGGAACACGAAUAAUUACUAAAUAUAACAUUAUUCGCAAUUAUGAAUUUGAUUGGGAUAAUAUUCAAGUUUUAGAUAGAUUUCUUUGAAAACGUUUAAUAUCUGAAAUGCUGCAUAUUCAACUGCAAAAAAUAUCCUGAAUUUACAAUCAGAUAUUAAAUAUUUACACCACGCAUAUUUAUUUGUUUUAAAAUAAUUCAAGUAAUAUAUAUCUUAUUUUAUAUUUGAUCAAUUAGAGAUAGAUUGAUUAAAUUAGUUAUCUUAACUCUCUCUCUCUCUCUUUCUCGGUAGAUAUUUAUUUUGACUCAACUUCAACGUCACAAACAGCUUUAUUCAUUAUCAAAUCUUUUAUUUAUCAUGACUCAAAAUGAGUCGAAGGCUAAGUUGGUGAAAGUUUACUGAUUGUAAUAAAUUUAACGUUAUUAUCUUUUAUACAAAUUUACGCUUUAAUAACAGCGUCGUUAUUUUCAAUUGACUGUGUUAUUGUCUUUUAAAUUUCGAGAGAUCUUGACAUUGUUUGCCUUUAUAUUAUUGUUACAUAAGUAUUCAAGAUUUAUCUAAAGUUAGGAGGUACACGCGUGCAUUUCAGCAGAGUUAGACAUUUAAUCGGUUUAAUAUAAACGUAAGUUAUUAUGUAAACAAUAAUCUAUGAUCAGAUUUCAUUAGAAAUAGCGGAAAUUAUAAGUUCCGUUGUUUAUUUUAUUAUUAUAUAUCUUGUAACUGAAAUGCUUUUUUUCUGCAUUGUGCAUCCAAGUUUAUAAUAAUUUAACAUUCGUAUUGUCUACAUAAAACGGUUUUAUAUGUAAAUAAUGUAUAUAAUCUUGAAAUAAAUGGCACGCAACUUUUUCUUUUUGCCGAUCGAGUCGGUGGCUGUUGACAGCUGUUGAUAUCUGCAGUCCGCACAGAUGGCGGCAUCGCGCUCGGAGAACGUUCCGAAAGAGGCCGAGUCUCCGCGAGAACACCGUCACGGACUGUCAGCGGCGCCAGCCGGAGCAUUGUAGGAAGGUGGAGCAAGAAGGGGGGAAAGCGCGCAGGACUAGGGAGCUAGGGAGCGGAUGUGGAAGAGGGUGGGAACGCGGUCGGCGAGGGAUCGCCGGAUUCUCGCGGACCGUCGCCGCGUCAGUUGGGUAGCAACUGCCGAGCGCGCGUGUCGCUCGCGGUCGGCGUCAGGUAAACGCGCGUGCGGGUGGUUGGUGCGGCUGGUGCGUGUGCCGUGUGUGUUGACGGUGGUGCAGUAGUGGUGCGCGAAAGGUGAUACUCCGACUCCCCCCCUCCCCCCUCCCGCCGUCGUCCGCGCGCCCUCUCGUCGUCCGCCCUCCUGCCCCUCGAGGGCGCUGAGGACACUCGUACCCGGGGAUGCGGUGAGCCUCCGUGAAACGGCGAACAUGUGAUUCUGACAGGGCGAGAGACAGGCCCCCGCCGACCAGUCGUCGGUCCUCGAUACCCUUUUCCCGGUGCCGCUUCGCCGUGUCCGCCUCGCGAAGGGGGGGUUAGUGGUGGUUACCUCGUACUCGCAUUCGCCCGCCGGGACACGCCGCUGGACCCCCCUCCCCGUCCGCCGCCUACCCCUUUGAAUCGUGCGCGUCGAGGGGUCGUCGACGCGCCGCGGAGGAGAGAGGAUACGAUGUUCUGAAUUUCGUAGCAGCGAGAGAAGUCCACGCGUGCAUCAUCAUGGUCACGAAGCACUUCGCAUCGCAGGGCUCAAGCCCUGAAUGCGGCGUGCCGGACAUGACGGUCAUCAGCGAUAUCGACGAGAUCGGUAUCAAUCGGAAUCUUCAAGUUCGGUACAGUAGGGACCAGAUAUACACAUACACGGGAUCCAUACUGGUGGCUGUGAAUCCUUACAAGGAGGUGGACUUCUAUACGAAUGAGUACGUGAAUCGAUACCACGGCCAGAAGAUGGGCGCCUUGGAACCGCACGUGUUCGCCCUGGCGGAGGCGGCGUACAAGUCCCUGCAGGACACCGUGAGCAACCAGUCCUGCGUGAUAUCGGGUGAGAGCGGCGCCGGCAAGACCGAGACCACCAAGUUCAUCCUGCAGUACCUGUGCUCGGUUACCAGCAACGUCGACACGUGGGUGGAACACCAAAUUCUGGAGGCCAACACCAUCCUCGAGGCGUUCGGCAACGCGAAAACCGUUCGGAACGACAACAGCUCGCGUUUCGGCAAGUUCAUGCAGGUGUGCUUCGACAACAAAUGGAUGAUCAAGGGAUGCAUCAUCCAGGACUAUCUACUGGAGCAGAGCCGUAUCACCUUUCAGAGCCCGGGGGAGCGCAAUUAUCACGUGUUCUACCAGCUGGUAGAGGCCGGUACGAGGGACAAGGAAUUCGCAGAGCAAUAUAAGCUGAGACCAGCCAGCCACUACAAAUAUCUCAAUCAGUCCGGUUGCGUGAAGAUCGACGGAAUUUCCGAUUCCAAAAGGCUCGAUUCUCUCAGGCUCGCCUUCAAUGUGCUUCAGAUCGCGCCGGAAAUGUGUGAAGGCAUCUUCCGGGUUCUGUCGGCCAUCCUGUGGCUCGGAAACUUAAAUUUCGAGGACGUUGACGGCGAGAGGUGCGAGUUGACGAAGGAGGACAGGGACAUAGUCGACACGGUAGCGCCGCUGUUGGGUCUUCAAGUAGAGGAUCUUACCAAGGUGGUACUGAUACGGCAAAUAAACGUACGCGGUAACAUCACAGAGAUCCCGCUGAAGGUGCAAGAGGCUCGAGAGAAUAGGCACGCGAUGGCAAAGGCGCUCUACUCUCGCACCUUUGCCUGGCUCAUCAAUCAUAUCAACAACUGUACGAACCCGGGCCAGGAUAUCUCACGGUUUCUCGGCAUCCUCGACAUCUUCGGAUUUGAGAACUUUACACUGAACAGUUUCGAGCAACUCUGCAUCAACUACACAAACGAGAAGCUGCACAAGUUUUUCAAUCACUACGUCUUCGCGUUGGAGCAGGAACUCUAUCACCAAGAGGGGAUCCAGUACUCCCAUAUCACGUUCACGGACAACACCAUGUGCCUAGAGCUGAUCGAGAAGCCUCCGCGAUGUGUUCUUAAAUUACUCACCGAGCAGUGCCAUAUGCCGAAGGGUUCGGAUCUGGCUUACCUGACGAAUCUGCACGCCGAAUUCGAGAGCCACCCGUGCUACGUGAAGGGAGACGACCGACGAAAAUGGGAGAAUGAAUUUGGAAUCAAGCACUACGCUGGCUGCGUGACGUAUACCGUCGAAGGUUUUGUCGAUAAAAAUCGGGAUGUACAGCAGGAUGUGUUCUUCGACUUUAUGUCUAGGAGUACGAACGAAUUUGUACAGGAGAUCAGCGUCUAUCAAGAUUUAUUGGGCUACACCGUCGGGCGUGCAACCGGCGGUACAACCACCACGAUGUCCCGAGGAACGUCCAAGGGUAAGCCGACUCUUUGCGACUCAUUUCGGCAUCAGUUACAGGCCUUAGUAGACGUCUUGCAAGGAACGACACCAUGGUACGCGCGUUGCAUCAAACCGAAUAUGGAGAAGAUGGCCAAUCACUACGACGAGAAGCUCGUUAUGGACCAGCUCAAAUAUCUCGGUAUGCUUGAUAUUAUACGCAUACGCAAGGAAGGCUUCCCGAUACACAUGUCAUUCCAUGAUUUUAUCGCGAAGUAUCGUUGCCUGGACAAAGGCCGAUUUUCGCUGUCUUGCAAUGAGAAGGAGGCGGUCAGAUGUCUGAUUAGUAGACAAGGUUUGCCGCAAAUUGAAUGGCAGAUUGGUCAGACGAAAGUGUUCUUGCGGAACUGCGUGCACGAACCUCUGGAGGAUUCCAGGAACCAAGUGAUAACGAGAAAUGCCAUUGUUAUACAGAAAAUUUGGCGCGGAUACGUUAAACGGAAAGUGUAUAAACGUAUAAGGGAAGCGACGCUGAAGGUGCAACAUGCGUAUCGCGGUUGGAAGCUACGAAUAAUGUUUAUCAGGAAACGCAGGGCAGCCGUAGUGAUCCAAAGUCAUUUGCGAGGUGUCUUCGCGAGGGAAGUGGCCGCGGCUCUGCGAGAAAUGCGACGAGUCGACGAAGAGAUGAGAAAGAGGGAACGGUUAGAGGAGGAACGAAGGAUGUUGGAGGACAAAAAGGCGUUGGAGGAGAGCCAGAGCGCGCAGUACGAUGGUAUUGCCGAGAUGGAAUCUGGGAAAGUGCAAGAAGAAAUCGACGCAUUGUCGCAGAUGGCCGAGCAGAUGAACUCGAAGAUGGCUACUACGGAUUUGCAAUCGGUGGAUCUUGACAAUCUAUUUUCCUUUCUAUCUGACGUACAAUCAACUAAGAGCAAUCAGAUUAUCGAGGAGAUCGGGGAACAGAUGGAUGAAUUGGUGGAGGAUCUUGACGUAGAAUUGGAGACCGUUAUUCAACAAGAGAUGGAAAUGAACGCCAAAGCUGCUGAGGCGAAGGUCGCUUCUCCCAUGAAUGGGCAGGAGGUGCAAUCUCCGCAGCAACAACAACAGCGGAACGUGGCAAGCGCGAAUAAUUUGAGCAGCAAUAAACUUGGUCAACCGAGUCUUCCGGAACCCACGGAACCACCGCCGCCGCCACCACCCCCGGCGCAACCUUUAGCCAUGAAUGGCGAUUCGUCGAGUGACAACGGUGAGCCGAUUUACGAGUCGGUGUUACCGCGCGAGGCGAACGAAUCCGGCAGUCCAAUUCAGAACGGCGGCAGUCCGGGUCAGAUGUUGAAUGGUGAAACCUGCGGAUCACCCCCUCCGCCUCCACCGGGUGGUAAAAUGACCAAAGAAAUCGCCGCUAGUCCGCCGUCCAGGCCAGAGUCAAGAAAUUCCGGUGCUCAUCAUCACCAUCAUCAUCAUCAUCAGACGAUACCUCAAGCGCAGCAGAACGGCCACGAUCAGCCGCAAUCGCAAUCGCAGACUGUGCAGCAGCUGCCGGUGGAGCGCGAGCAGCGACGCAAGUGCCGUGUAGAGCGGAAAUUGCAAGAGCUCGAGGAUAAAAAGGAGCAGGAGAACGAGACGACUUAUCACGAUAUCGUGGAGUUCGCGCAGAACUAUUUUAACAGCCAUGAACGGUCGCCUGAGGGCACCAUAAUGGCCACGCUGACGAGAAAGUCGCGCGGCAAGAGCAUCGAGUUCAUUCCGAAGUACGAGAUGGUUACGUACUACAAAGGAUCCAGCAUUCCGAACUCGCAUAUUCAUAUGUAUGAUCCCGAUAAUGUGAAUGUUGCGUGCUCCGUGUUUAGGGACUUGUGUAAGUAUAUUCGCGGUGAGAUGAAACUGGACCAGGAGAUAGUUACAAUUCAGAGUAUUAUCGCUUAUGGGAUCGAACGAGAGGAGUUAAGAGACGAAAUCUACGUACAAUGCAUACGCCAAGCGACAAACAAUCCCAAUGCUGAGUGGGCGGAACGCGUAUGGUUGCUGUUGUGCCUGGCGAUCGUUGCUUUCCAACCAAGCAAAUUGCUCUACAAAUACUUUGUUUCCUUCCUGAAAAAGAAUCUUGCCUUGGAGGGCAAGCUGAGGCAGUACGUGCAGUGGUGUGUGGAUAACUGCAAGAAUACCAAGGUGUCUUGUAGGCAACAUCCACCGUCCACGGUGGAGAUUGCUGCCAUGAGACGAUUAGGCACCAUAGUAUGCAGGUUCUUCUUCUUGGAUGGAAGAACAAAAGCAAUCGAUGUGCAUCCGACCGAUACGGCCGCUGAUGCUGUUGCCAAAUUAGGAGAAAAGUUGGGUCUUCGAUCGUUGGAGGGUUGGGCUAUCUAUCAAAGCCGACCGGACGGAGAGGAGCACGUACGCGCUCACGAUUAUCUGUACGAUGUGAUCGCCGCGUGGGAAAUGAAACAAUGCAAAUUGAAUACGGCGCAGUCGUCAUUCUCGACGUUGCGACGUGGCAAUAAUCCUACUUUGGGCAGCGGUGACAAUCGUUUUGUCUUCAAACGAAGACUGUUCCGUAAUCCAAGAGAGAUCUCACAGGACCCUGUGGAAGUUAAUAUGUUAUAUGCCCAGGCGGUUUAUAAUGUCGUAAAGUGUGAUGAUUUUCCGGUAUCCGAGAAAGUAGCACUGCAAUUAGCAGGAUUGCAAGCGCAGGUAUCCCUCGGCGAUCCUAAGGAUAAUGACAGACUGGAUUACUACAGCGAAGUGGACAGCUUCUUGCCUUAUAGAAUCAGUCGGGCUCGCGGUGACGAUGUUUGGGUGCCGAUUAUAGCGCAAGCACACCGGCAAUAUGGCGCCGGGCGCAAGGAGCUCGCUGCUAAAGUUUUGUAUCUGUCCUGCGUGAUGCAGUAUCCGCUUUAUGGCACAACGAUGUUCAACGUCACAUACCGCGGGUACUGGUCCUACGGCAACCAAUUGAUUCUCGGCAUCAACUGCGAUGGUUUGAUGUUAAUCAAGCCAGACGACAAAUUUGUUCUGUCCGAGUAUCGUUAUCAAGACGUCGAAAGCAUCAUGUUGGACCCGAGUGACUCUUUCAUUACGAUCUCGUUGCUGCGACACAAUCCCGACAGUUCGCAUAAAUGCUUCGUUUUUGAGACAUCACAGAAGAAUGAGAUAGGCAGUUUGAUUGUCAGCUACUGCUCUGCGCUAGCUGGUUGGAUCACGGAGAACGAAGUACCGAUGAAAAAGCUCAAGUGUAUCACUAACGAGGAUCGCAUCCGGCUCUACCACAAUCUGGUUAACUGCCGGCGAACACUUGUUGAUUCGGAGAUUCUUAGAAAACCGCAAGAUUCCGGUGGUGGUUUCCUCCGGAAUACACUGAGAAGAUUAUCGAAGCACCGGAUAGAAAAGCUGAGGCAAGAACAUGCAAGUGCUGAUCAUGGUGAGACUUACAAAGGUUUCCCGUAUGCUUACUGGGCGUUCAGUAGGCAGCAGAUACCGCAGAGCCUUUCGAGACUGCCCGACCCCGAUGAGCAAGUGGCUUUGAAUAUCUUUCAGUUAAUUCUGACAUAUGCGGGACUCGGCCAGAACGGGGACACGGUGCGUAGAGUCGAGGACGAGCACGUGAAUCUUAUACAAACCGUGAUGGAGCGUUGCAUACGAAAAGAGAACCUACUAGGCGAGUUGUAUCUCCAACUGAUCAAGCAAACCACUGAUCACCCGGAUCCUAAUAAUCGCGUCAACCUGCGACACUGGGCGUUGCUCUCACUCGCGUGUUCCGUAAUCCUGCCGCCUCAGAAGGCCAUACGCAAGUACUUGAUUGCACACCUGAAACGAUGCGCUAGCGAUUAUGUCACUGAGGAAGGCAAAUACGCGAGGUUCGCCGAAAAGUGCCUUUACAAGACUCAGGGCACUCGCAGGCGGCAGUGGCCGCCGAGUCGCGAGGAGAUUAUGUGCACCAUCAAUCGUCGGCCAAUCUAUGCAAGAUUCCAUUUCAUGGAUGGCCAAUAUCACGCCGUCGAGUUUCAUCCAUCCGCGACCGCCAGGGACGUCAUGGAGAUCAUAAAGACAAAGAUAGGACUCGAAGAGACUGCUAUGGGCUAUGCCAUUUAUGAAGUACUUGGGCCGACCGAGCGAUCGCUGAUUCCCGAAGAGAAACUAGCCGACGUCAUGUCUAAGUGGGAACGAUACAGGGCGUCGCAGCAGAACCAGGCACGCAAGCAUGCGCAUCACUUCUUCCUCUUCAAGAAACAUUUGUUCUUGGAUCAAUAUAUGAACUUAGACGAUCCCGUAGAAAAGGAGUUAUUGUAUCAUCAGGUGUUGCACGAUUUGCGAGCCGAUCGGUUCCCCAUUACUGAGAAAGAAGCUAUGAUGCUGUCGGCUCUGCAAGCGCAAUUGGAAUUGGGCGAUUGUGAGGAGCCUAUAUCGGAACCUGAUUAUCGAACGAUAUCGAGUCACUGCCUGUCAACGAGACUGGUGCCGUGCCUAUGCGUGGACGGUGUACGCCAGCACCAUCAAUCCCUGCGCGGAAUGACGCCGCCGGAGGCGAAGAAGGCUUUCCUAAAUCUGAUCCAGUCGUGGCCAUUGCAUCGCGCGACGAUCUUCGACGUGAUGCAAUCGUUCACCUCGAAUUGGCCGCGCGUUCUUUGGCUGGCUGUCGAUCAGCAAGGUCUCCAUCUCCUAGAGCAUCGUUCCAGAAACGCGUUAUGUACUUACGAAUAUAAUAGUAUUCUAAGUUAUACGCCCGCCGUUAAUUGCUUGAUGAUCAUUACCGGUACGGAUAAGAAGCAGAGCAAGGUUAUUCUCACCACAGCUCAGGCUCAUCAGAUAGCGAAUCUGAUCCGUGAAUACAUGGAGGUGCUUCAGUCACCGCCGGAAAUACCGAGGCGAGAUUCGACUAUAGUUCAACAGUUGGCCGCUCAACAGCAGCAGCAACAGCAUCAGCAUCAGCAACCGCCUGCAAAUCUAUCUGCACCCGGCGGACGAAAAUCUCGACCCGCUUCGAUGUUACAUAGAGGUGCUCCAAUAAUACAAUCGCAAGCUAGUUAGAAUGGCUAGAUAAUCCUUCUUCGCGCGAGUUAGACGAAGUUUCCUUUCAACUUGUGCUUAUCGAGUUUUCGUUCUUGGCCAUGUUCUAUUACCAAGUGCCAUGAAUUCGAGAUUACGCGUACGACGCCAUGUAACGGCCAGUGUCUAUUUUAUAACAGAAUAUGCAUAAGUAUUGUACACAAUUAUAAUAAUUUUAAUUUUUAAAUUGCGCUUCAUAAUGUCCACCGCGAUGAGGCGUUUCCUCUAUGUAACUAUCUUAGCAAUUUAUUCCGAGAUUAAAACACGUAGGACGACGUUUAGCAUCAGGUUGUGGCAAUAAGAACAAUUUAUAUUUAAAAUAUUACAUGUUUAAUGCUAAAUGCAGCUACUCGAUUCUUAAUAUAAUCCUCGAAUUAUUUAGAUCUCUGAACAAUGUAGUGUCUAAUAGGCGUCAUGAAGAUAUUCGGGAGUCGACUUAAUUUUUUGAACAUCGUCUUUGAAUGUCGUUCAGAAUUUUAUCUCGGAGCUGCAUUCAGCAAUAAAUGCGUUAUAGAUAGGAAUACGACUAUACGGGACAAAGACUUAAACUAAUUAUGCUUUUUUUCGGCCGGGCCUAUCAGGGCGACGAUGAAUCGUCGUGCAAAGAUGGCACUAGAGCUUAGGAAUACUUAUUUCUUCCACUAUUUAUUGGAUUAGCAUAUAGAUCACGAGAGAAAACGUUAAAGACUAGAUUUAGUCUCCGCGAAUUUAGCUGAUUUAGGAGAAAUGAGUGAUAAAUAACUGCCAUUAGAAGAGUUACUGACCGCAGGGAAAGUUGCCGAUGAAACUUUUCCAUUUCUAUUAAUGACCGUUAUCAUUGUUGCCUUUUUUAUGAGCAAUCGCUGCCACCGUUUUUUGAUAAAAGAUUUUUGCAGCACGAAAUAUAAAUGUGAGAAUUAUAUAUACGGCGAUAUUUAAUGUUCAAGCAAUUAUUCCGUAUACAUCGUUAAUUCCGAUCGACAGUGUUUUAUCCCUCCGGCAUAUCCAGUCAUAAUAUCAAUAGAAGAUAGUGAUCAAGGCGCCACGAAAUUGUAAUAUCUACAAAGUGACCAAAAAAAUUCAAUCUUUCGAACGUGAAUUAACGUUUGACUGAGUAUUAAUAUUUAUAUUGAUUCCUGUAUACACAGUCAGAUUUUUGAAAUGCGAUGAGUGACAGCAUUUUAUAAUUAUUGAUAUUAUAGAUUCGUAAUUAAAGAAUCUAUACAGAUUAUUUGAUGAAAAUAUUUUAAGUGCGAGAAGAAAUGUUUUGUUGAAACAUUUGCAUUUUAUGAAACUGAACGACAUCUAAAAACUUUUCGCUCACCACCAUACUUCGAAGACAUAAGAUGUAACCGCCAGAAGAAUCGUUUUUGAAACCGAUUUAUUAAUGUUUGUAAUAACAUAUUUAACGUGUCUUUUGCAAAAAUUAUACAACAAACAAUUAUAUUGUAUGUUGUUAAACGAUUCAUAAUCAACCGCAAAUCUAUUGAUUCAGUUUUUUUUUAAUAUCGAGAAUAUUAAUUUUACUAAUAUUAAUUUUUUUGAUAUGGGUCGAAUCCGUGGUAUUAAUUUUUUUAAAUAUUACGAAUUAAGAUAGAAUCAAUUCUGUAAGUAUAAUAAUUAUUUUAAUUAAUUUUAUAUGUUUAAUUGGCAGAAUCACGUAUUUUCUCGCAUUGCCUUAAUGUGUAGGUCUUGGACAACAGAUUGGCGACAAACGUAAAUAAUCGUCAUUUUCUAGACAAUCUUUCCAAUAUUAUCACUUUUCUUUGUAUAAAGCUAAUCGCUAAAUUAGAAAUAAAAAAACUGUAUAAGAACGCAUUCCGCGCAAUUGACGCGCUCGCAUUUGUCGAAAAAUACGAAAUUGCGUCCAGUUGAUACUUUACUUAAAGUAAAAACAUAGAUGUCUGGUCAUUGGGACGUUUACCUUAGUUUUUUAUUUCGAAAAAGAGAAAUUCGCUCGUAUGUAAAUAUAUGAAAAACGUUCCAUCGUAAAUUAAAUCAAUAAGUUUCGCGCAAGUAUCUCUUGUAGUUUCUUGUACACAAUAUAAUCACGUGCUCAUAAAUAUCAGGAUGGCAAUUUUAUUAAUUUUACACGUAUGUUUCGCAAGAAAAUGUACUUACGUAUUUAUAUGUUUUAAAAAUAAGAAUUACCCGAAGAAAAAGAUGAUGCAUUUAAUUAGUUUGACAUUUCGCGUUGGAUAAGUUAAUAAUUUAUUGUAUACUCGAGAUAUAAUUUUAAUAGGAUUAAUUUUGAAAUAUAUACGAACUCGUGUAUAAUUAAAAAACUUGAAGAACUGUUGGGUUUUAUAAAAAAACGCAGAUAUUCUCGAAUACUCUCAGGAAUGUCGUAGAAAAGCGCUGUUUUGUCGCGGCAAAGACCGUGACAGAGGUGGUUGUUUUGUUAGUUAGUUCGUUUCCACUUGAAAAGUUUGGCGGAACCUCGACGUGUGCAGAGACAGACUGUGAUCCACUUUGGAAGUCUUUAGUCUUCGAGAGCCGUUUAAACCGAGUGAGACUAUGUUUCAUGUUAUUAUACGGUAUAUAUGACGCUUGCGUGUGCCUGGAGAACAUGAAGUUUAAAAGAUAUCUGAGGGAGACGUCUGCGAACAACUUACUAUUCCUCGGACAUCUAGGCAACGUAAAUCUUAUAACAAGCCUAAAGAACGUCUGAAAAUUUAAGUUCGGAGAGAAGAGAAAUUCUUAAAUUUUUCAGGCAUCUCUUGGAUGUUUUCCAUUGGACUCUUGCCUGAAUGUCUGAGAAGCUAAAUCCUAAAAGACAUCUUAACAUUUCAGACCUCCUUUAGAUGUUUUACGUUAUGUUUUUGUGUGUGUGUAUGAGUGAAAGUGUGAUUAAUUAUAAGGAUGAUGCGCGCGUGCAUGCAUGUUAUUUAAGUGGCGCUUGCCACAUAUGUAGCUUCAAGCGAAGUAUAAGUUAUUGGUUGACGAUGUUAUAUUGAUAUAUAUGUAUGCAUAUACAUAUGCACAUAGACAUAUAUGUGUAUGUAUAUGGAAACACAAUGACGUUGUGUGUAUAUAAAUAUAUAAUUAUAUAUAGACAAGUAUGAGAUCGCGAACGUUGCGCACAUUGAGCGUUUCAAAGUGGCCGCACAACAGUGAGUGGAGAACCAACGCGUAACGUCAUUGCUGUAAGUGCAAGGGACAUUCGCGCCUACGUAUUAUAUAAAAAAAAUAUACAUACGUAUUAUAUAUAUCAAUGAAUAAAUGAAUAAAUAUAUAUAUAUUCUA
Messenger RNA from Monomorium pharaonis (pharaoh ant), 11702 nucleotides. It is a transcript of the gene Myo81F, whose product is annotated as myosin-I heavy chain. Gene Ontology annotation, biological process: signal transduction. The transcript has 16 exons. The coding region runs from base 1770 to 8459 and encodes 2229 amino acids. Gene Ontology annotation, cellular component: cytoskeleton; myosin complex. Gene Ontology annotation, molecular function: cytoskeletal motor activity; protein binding; ATP binding. The record is from RefSeq and is a predicted model, not a curated record. NCBI's taxonomy places the organism in Eukaryota, Metazoa, Arthropoda, Insecta, Hymenoptera, Formicidae.